GGAAAGGCGCGAGCGAGGAAGCGAGCGGAGGCGGACGCCGCUGCCCACCUCGGCGGUCCGGUUGGUUGCUGUCGGUGCGGCGGACUGAUUCGGCGUAGCACCCUCGGGUCCCGAGCGCCGGCCGCCGCGAGCUCGCUCCUUGUCCCGCGGGCCCGGCCAGGGUCGGGAUGUAGGGCGCGGGGCGCGGAGGCCGCGGGCGCGGCGGGGGCUUGGCGGAGGCCGUGCCGAGGAUGGAGAGAGCGAUGGAGCAGCUCAACCGUCUGACGCGCUCGCUGCGCCGCGCGCGCACCGUGGAGCUGCCGGAGGAUAACGAAACUGCUGUUUACACAUUGAUGCCAAUGGUUAUGGCUGAUCAGCACAGGUCUGUUUCUGAACUCCUGUCAAAUUCAAAAUUUGAUGUCAAUUAUGCCUUUGGACGUGUGAAGAGAAGCUUGCUUCACAUUGCAGCAAACUGUGGAUCUGUGGAAUGCCUGGUUCUUCUAUUGAAGAAAGGAGCAAAUCCCAACUAUCAAGACAUUUCAGGCUGUACACCCCUUCAUCUGGCUGCUAGAAACGGACAGAAGAAAUGCAUGAGUAAAUUACUGGAAUACAGUGCAGAUGUCAACAUUUGUAAUAAUGAAGGCCUUACAGCAGGAUUGAUGUGGAAGACCCAGCCCACUGUGGAUAGUACUGUCCCUGGGCAGGUAGACCUGGACUGUAAGAAAAGUGGAAGAGCCCGGCAAGGGAAGCAGAUUCACUGGCUGGCUGUGAAUGGGAGGACAGAGCUACUCCAUGACCUUGUACAACAUGUCAGUGAUGUGGAUGUUGAGGAUGCGAUGGGGCAGACAGCACUGCAUGUAGCCUGCCAGAAUGGGCACAAAACGACGGUGCAGUGCUUGUUAGACAGUGGUGCGGAUAUCAACAGGCCGAACGUGUCAGGAGCCACUCCACUGUACUUUGCCUGCAGUCAUGGUCAGAGAGAUACUGCACAGAUUCUUCUGUUACGAGGAGCCAAAUAUUUACCAGAUAAAAAUGGAGUAACCCCUCUAGAUUUAUGUGUGCAGGGUGGAUAUGGAGAGACUUGCGAAGUAUUAAUUCAGUAUCACCCAAGGCUUUUCCAGACUAUUGUUCAAAUGACACAGAAUGAAGACCUUCGGGAAAACAUGUUACGACAAGUUCUGGAGCACUUGUCUCAGCAGAGUGAAAGCCAGUACCUAAAGAUUCUGACAAGCCUUGCUGAAGUGGCUACAACAAAUGGUCAUAAACUGCUUAGCUUAUCUAGCAAUUAUGAUGCUCAAAUGAAGAGCCUUUUAAGGAUUGUGAGGAUCUUUUGUCAUGUCUUUCGAAUUGGCCCCUCAUCUCCCAGUAAUGGAAUUGAUAUGGGCUACAAUGGGAAUAAAACUCCAAGAAGCCAGGUGUUCAAGCCUUUGGAAUUGCUUUGGCACUCAUUAGAUGAAUGGUUAGUUUUAAUAGCCACAGAGUUAAUGAAAAACAAAAAGGACUCAACGGAUAUCACUUCUAUUUUACUGAAACAAAAAGGCCAGGAUCAGGGUGCCACUUCCAUUUCACCAUUUGACCCUUCUGGACCUGGGAGCUGUGAACACCUGUCCACAGGCACAGGGGACUCUGCAGCAGAUGUGCUCUCAGGGAGUCAGGAAGCCCGUGCAGACUGUCAGGAUGUUGUUGCUAUGACAGCCAACCGACUAAGUGCUGUCAUCCAAGCUUUUUACAUGUGCUGUUCUUGUCAGAUGCCUCCAGGAAUGACUUCUCCUCGAUUUAUUGAGUUUGUCUGCAAACACGAUGAAGUGUUAAAAUGCUUUGUGAAUAGAAAUCCCAAAAUUAUAUUUGAUCAUUUUCACUUUCUUCUUGAAUGCCCUGAGUUGAUGUCAAGAUUCAUGCAUAUCAUAAAAGCACAGCCAUUUAAAGAUCGCUGUGAAUGGUUCUAUGAACAUUUACACUCAGGACAGCCAGAUUCAGACAUGGUACACAGGCCAGUGAAUGAAAAUGAUAUUCUCCUGGUUCACAGAGAUUCUAUUUUUAGGAGUAGCUGUGAAAUUGUGUCAAAAGCAAAUUGUGCAAAGCUAAAGCAGGGGAUUGCUGUCCGAUUUCAUGGAGAGGAAGGCAUGGGUCAAGGUGUUGUGCGUGAGUGGUUUGAUAUUCUGUCCAAUGAGAUAGUCAAUCCUGAUUAUGCACUGUUUACCCAGUCAGCAGAUGGAACAACUUUUCAGCCCAAUAGCAACUCCUAUGUCAACCCCGAUCACUUGAACUAUUUCCGGUUUGCUGGACAGAUCUUGGGAUUAGCUUUGAAUCACAGGCAAUUGGUCAAUAUUUACUUCACGCGAUCAUUCUACAAGCACAUUCUCGGUAUUCCUGUAAAUUACCAAGAUGUAGCAUCUAUUGAUCCAGAAUAUGCCAAAAAUUUGCAAUGGAUUUUAGAUAAUGACAUUAGUGACCUGGGUCUAGAACUGACUUUUUCUGUUGAGACUGAUGUGUUCGGAGCAAUGGAAGAGGUGCCUUUGAAGCCUGGGGGUGGAAGUACUCUUGUGACACAAAACAACAAAGCGGAGUAUGUCCAGCUUGUUACUGAACUUCGAAUGACAAGAGCCAUUCAGCCUCAGAUCAAUGCUUUUUUGCAAGGUUUUCAUAUGUUCAUUCCACCUUCCCUCAUACAACUGUUUGAUGAGUAUGAAUUGGAGCUACUGCUUUCUGGCAUGCCAGAGAUUGAUGUGAAUGAUUGGAUAAAAAAUACAGAAUACACAAGUGGCUAUGAAAGAGAAGAUCCAGUCAUUCAGUGGUUCUGGGAAGUUGUGGAAGACAUUACUCAGGAAGAGCGAGUUCUUCUCUUGCAGUUUGUUACUGGCAGUUCCAGGGUCCCGCAUGGAGGUUUUGCCAACAUUAUGGGUGGAAGUGGUUUGCAAAACUUCACAAUUGCUGCUGUGCCAUAUACUCCAAAUCUUUUACCAACUUCCAGCACAUGCAUCAACAUGCUCAAGUUACCUGAAUACCCAAGUAAAGAAAUACUCAAGGACAGACUCCUGGUGGCACUGCAUUGUGGCAGCUAUGGUUACACAAUGGCGUGAUGAAGACGAAGAGCUCACCUAACUACUGUGCAGAAACAGAGUGGCAGAAGUCAUUUAGGGCAUGUGGGCAGAAGCAGCCUCAGUGCAGCCCACAGACAGAGCUCCUGUUUAAAUCCAUAAAGGACUGGACUUUCCACUUUACGUCUCUCCUUGCUUUGUUUUCUCUGUUCGUGUUAUAAUAAGAAAAUACAAAAUCAUAGUAGACUUCAUUUUUAAAAAUGCUAAUUGGAAGUAGACUAUUUUUAAAGAGUCUUUAGUCUUACCCCAAACUGUAUUAAGGCAGAAUAUUUUUUUACAUUCCACCUUUGCUGUGAAUCGUUCUCAUUUAAAGGGUAUUUUCUGUAUAUUAUAUGAGGGCAUCCAGCUGGUAUGUUCUAUCGCAUGUAAAGUACCAUUUAUAUUUUGGAAAACUGUUGUAUAGAAUGGAUUAAUUUAGAUUGUGUAAAGCCACAAAAAUGUAUUUUCCCACACUAUACCUAUAUCCAAUGGGUUUUAUUUUUUGUUGUUGAUUAGCUUUUUAGUAUUUUGAUAUAUGAUGUUAAAUUUAGACUAGUGUGACUAACAAUGGGUAAAGUGACAUCUAAUUUAUAUAUUAAAGCUUAUGCUAUAUGAAUUGUUUGCAUCUUUCUGUGCUCAAUUUCAUGUGUAUAUAGUGUGUGGUCUCAGUUUUUUCUUAUGCCUUAAUUUAUAAUGAAAAUAAAAUUGAAAUAUAUUUAUCAUA
Messenger RNA from Mesocricetus auratus (golden hamster), 3780 nucleotides. It is a transcript of the gene Hace1, whose product is annotated as HECT domain and ankyrin repeat containing E3 ubiquitin protein ligase 1. The record is from RefSeq and is a predicted model, not a curated record. Lineage: Eukaryota; Metazoa; Chordata; Mammalia; Rodentia; Cricetidae. The transcript is spliced from 25 exons. Gene Ontology annotation, molecular function: ubiquitin-protein transferase activity; protein binding. Gene Ontology annotation, cellular component: nucleus. Bases 231 to 3059 code for a protein of 942 amino acids. Gene Ontology annotation, biological process: protein polyubiquitination; positive regulation of protein catabolic process; proteasome-mediated ubiquitin-dependent protein catabolic process.